AUGGCUCAGGUCGAGAAUGCCGUCGGGAUUCUCUCGAACCCCACCUCCGAUCAAUCUCUCAAGGAGCAAGCUUUCGAAUACCUAAACCAACUACGAAACGAUCCCUCAGGAUGGCAAGCUUGCACUACCCUCUUCGCUCGAACCCCCCAAACCUCAGAAGUCGUCCGCAUGGUCUGUCUCGAAGUGGUCAACUAUGCGGUGCACACUCAAGGUCUCGACCAGGCAAGCCUGGCUUUCCUCAAAGACACCCUUCUCCAAUACUGUCGCCAAACAUACGGUCCUAACGCCCAGCAAGAAGCCGACCCUUAUCACCUUCAGAACAAGCUCACACAAACAUUGACGUACUUGUUUGUCUUUCUUUACCAAGACGGAUGGCAGAGCUUCCUCGACGACCAACUUGAGUUGACCGGCCUCUCCACAAAUACCGACAACGUCCCAGGCGUCGUUUUUUAUCUUCGAACUCUGGGAUCCAUCCAUGACGAGAUUGCAGAUAUGCUUCUGUCACGGCAGAGCAACGAGACCAAGCGAAAUACCGAGCUCAAGGACCAACUUCGAGCUCAGGAUAUGCACAAGGUGUCUGAGUCGUGGAAGCAGCUCCUAACACGAUACUCGAACAACGAUACCGUCGUAGAACUUGUUCUCAAAGUCUUGGGCAAGUGGGUUAGCUGGAUGGACAUCUCCUUGGUUAUCAGCCAGGAUAUGCUCGGGCUGCUGCUGCCGGUAGUUGGCCGACCAAGCACUAAUGUACAAGACAAGGUCCGCGACACCGCCAUUGAUACCUUGAAUGAGAUAUGCGGCAAGAAGAUGCGUUCGGCAGACAAGAUGGAGAUGAUCUCCUUCAUUAACCUCAGGGAGAUUGUUGAACAAUUAGUUGCUAGCCCCCCGUUGAGCGAGUACAAGGGAACCUCUCGUUACGAUACGGACCUGGCCGAAGCAGUGGCCAAGUUAGUUAACACCGUACUCUCCGAUAUCGUACGGGCCCUUGAGGACAACCAGAUCAGUGAUGACACUCGCGCUAGAGCUAAUCAGCACCUCCAAGGGUUCCUCCCUUUCCUUCUGCGCUUCUUCUCUGACGAAUAUGAUGAGGUCUGCUCGUCUGUCAUUCCCGCCCUGACAGACCUUCUCACUUUCCUCCGUAAACUCACUGUUGUUCACCAAGACUACGGCGGUAUGCUUGCGCCAAUUCUAGAUGCCAUCAUCCACAAAAUGAGAUACGAUGAGACUACCACCUGGGGUGAUGAAGAUGAGCUCACAGAUGAAGCUGAAUUUCAAGAGCUACGUCGCAAGCUACAGAAUCUGCAAAAGUCAAUUGCAGCCAUUGACCAGCCUUUGUACAUGGAUAUGCUCAGCAACUUGGUUGCCACCACUUUUCAAACUCUUGAUCAGCAGGGCUCGCAAAUGGACUGGCGAGAUCUUGAUCUUGCGUUGUAUGAGAUGUACCUCUUUGGCGAGCUUGCACUUCCCAAUCAAGGACUGGGCACCAAAAACCAGCCUUCUACUGAGGCCUCGGAGAGGUUGGUGGUUAUGAUGCAGAAGAUGGUUGAAUCUGGUAUUGCCAACUUCUCUCAUCCCGCCAUCCUUCUGCAGUACAUGGAGAUUUGUGUGAGGUAUUGCGUGGUUUUCGAGAACCAUCUCUCACAGUACAUCCCUCAAGUUCUAGAGAACUUUGUGCGAUUGGUUCACCAUGACCACGUUCGGAUAAAGACGCGAUCGUGGUACUUGUUCCACCGCUUCAUCAAGCAGCUGCGUGCUCAGGUUGGCAAUGUUGCAGAGACAGUCAUCCAGUCGAUCGGAGAUCUCUUGCCCAUCAAGGCCGAGGUCCCUGGUGAUGAUGCCGACGAUGAUAUGUCAUCAGACGAAUCUGACCACUCCGCGGAUGCUCUCUUUACAAGCCAACUGUACCUUUUCGAGGCCAUUGGCUGUAUUUCCUCGACCCAAAGUACACCUGCUGAUAAGCAGGCCUUGUACGCUCGAUCUGUUAUGGACCCCCUAUUCACCGACAUGGAAGGACACCUCCCACGAGCCAAGUCUGGAGAUGCGCAGGCUACCCUUCAAGUGCACCACAUUGUUAUGGCAUUGGGCACAUUGGCCCACGGGUUCUCUGACUGGACUCCGGGUAUCACCUCCGCUAAUGCUCAUGGACCUCCUGACAAGGCUGUCUCGGAUGAGUUUUCUCGCGCAGCCGAAGCCAUUCUCAUUGCCCUCAACCAGCUGAACUCGUCUUCUGAGAUCCGAACUGCUUGCCGAUCAGCCUUUUCUAAGCUGUUGGGUGUCCUUGGUGCUGCCGUGCUGCCCCAAUUGCCCCAGUGGAUUGAAGGACUGCUGUCUCAGAGCUCAUCUAAGGACGAGAUGGCCAUGUUUCUUCGUCUGCUGGAUCAAGUGGUGUUUGGCUUCAAGGCUGAAAUUUACGAGGUCUUGAACAUGCUCUUGACGCCUUUACUUCAACGUAUCUUCGGUGGGCUUACGGAGCCCAUUGCUGGUACCGAUGAUGAGAUUCAGCUGGCCGAGCUGAGGAGGGAAUACCUCUCUUUUCUCCAGAUUAUUCUGAACAAUGGAUUGGAUGGUGUUCUCGUCAGUGAAUCUAACCAGGGCUUCUUUGAGCCUAUGAUUUCCUCUAUCAUUGAGCUCGCCAAGACUCUCGAGGGGAACAUCGGUGGUAGCCGUCUGGCUUUCACUCUGAUGACAAGGAUGGCAGCCAUAUGGGGAGGACCUGACGUUGCCACUAUUUCGCAGAACCCAACGGCUCCCUCUGGAAGCCCCAACCCCGCAUUUCCUGGCUUUGACCAUUUCAUGAUUCAAAGGUUCCACUCGACUUGCUGGGAGGUUAUGAAGAACCCCAGCUUCCGGCCUUACCAGGACGCUCAGACUAAGCAAAUUCUCACAGAGAUUGCAGGUCUAGAGCAGACCAUUUACACCAAGACGGGCGAGUCUUUUAUCCAGGAACUCCAAAACAACAUCUUCCCUAGCCUUGGGGUUAACGGUGAUGACUUUUUACGAUCUCUUACGACGUCGACGGACAAGAGGCAGUUUGCUUCAUACCUGCACAACCUGCUCAAGUCCCGACAGUAA
Messenger RNA from Fusarium musae, 3069 nucleotides. It is a transcript of the gene LOS1, whose product is annotated as pre-tRNA nuclear export protein. The record is from RefSeq and is a predicted model, not a curated record. NCBI's taxonomy places the organism in Eukaryota, Fungi, Ascomycota, Sordariomycetes, Hypocreales, Nectriaceae. Gene Ontology annotation, cellular component: nuclear matrix; cytoplasm; nuclear pore. Bases 1 to 3069 code for a protein of 1022 amino acids. Gene Ontology annotation, biological process: tRNA re-export from nucleus. Gene Ontology annotation, molecular function: small GTPase binding; tRNA binding. The transcript has 2 exons.